CAAACAAUCUCCGCUUUGCCAUUGUCUGAGUCAUUAGAUAAGUGACUCCUCCGUAAGGCACACGUACCACUGGCUAUCGCAGAAUGGCAACAGUCAGCCACUUCAAUUCAUAUUCGAACAGUUCGUCGGGGAUCGGAAAAAUGAGCGUGGACGAAUCGGCCGAGCUGAGGGAACAAUUCACCGCAAUUGACAAAAAUGGUGACGGAUAUAUUGAUUUAUCUGAGCUGAAAGAUGCAUUAGAACUGUGUGGUUUUAAAUUACCAGGAUGGAGGGUUCGUAAAAUGAUUGGAGAUGAGCUGAAGACACAACAUCAAGGAAGGCUUUCCUUUGCCGAGUUCGAAAAGCUUUGUACCGAACUUAAAGCAAACGAAGUAGCGAGCACUUUUAAAAAAGUAGUUUCGAAAAAGGAAAACCUUGAAACCUUGGGUGGAAUGUCUGAUGCUUCAAGUGAAGGAACUACACAUUCUGUAAGGCUUGAAGAGCAAUUGGCCUUUUCUGAUUGGAUAAACAGUAACCUUGCUCAAGACCCAGAUUUGAAACACCUUUUAAAAAUUGAUCCCGAAGGAAAACGUCUGUACGAUUCGGUUAAAGAUGGAAUUUUAUUGUGCAAAGUUAUAAAUCAUUCAUGCCCAGAUACAAUCGAUGAGAGAGCUAUAAAUAAAAAGAACCUCACUACUUAUACGAAACUUGAAAAUUUGACACUGGCACUUAUUUCAAGUCAGUCUAUAGGAUGCAAUAUUGUCAACAUUGAUGCUCAUGAUUUAGCAAAAGGAAAACCUCACCUUGUAUUGGGUUUAUUAUGGCAGAUUAUUCGAAUUGGUCUGUUUAAUCAAAUCACAUUAGAAAAUUGCCCAGGAUUGGCAACGCUCUUAUCGCAAGGAGAACAUAUUGAGGAUUUGAUGAGAUUGUCUCCAGAGGCUAUUUUGCUUCGUUGGGUUAAUUAUCACUUGGAACAAGCUGGAACCCCAUUGAGGUGUAACAAUUUCCAUAGUGAUAUCAGUGAUUCAAAAAUAUAUACUUACUUGUUAAAACAAAUCGCACCUCAAGAUAAAGACGUUACUAUGGAAGCAUUAAUGGAACCUGAUGUUCUUAAAAGAGCAGAAAUCAUGCUGCAGCAAGCUGGGAAACUUGGAUGCCGAAGCUUUGUUACACCUGCAGAUGUAGUUAACGGUGUUUACAAACUUAAUUUAGCUUUUGUAGCCAAUCUGUUCAAUAAUCAUCCAGGCUUAGACCAGCCCGAAGCUAUUGAAGGGAUGGAUAUGGUAGAAGAAACACGUGAAGAAAAAACAUAUCGUAACUGGAUGAAUUCCAUGGGUGUGACACCAUAUGUAAAUUGGUUGUAUUCUGAUUUAGCUGAUGGUCUCAUUAUUUUUCAACUUUAUGACAUCAUCAAGCAAAACACUGUCAACUGGAACAGAGUCCACAGAACAUUCUCCAAGCUUACGAUGUUCAUGGAAAAACUGGAAAACUGUAAUUAUGCUGUAGAACUUGGGAAGCAGUUGGGAUUUUCGCUUGUCGGUAUUGCUGGUCAGGAUUUAAAUGAUGGAAAUGCAACUCUUACAUUAGCUUUAAUUUGGCAACUUAUGAGAGCAUAUACUCUCUCAGUACUAACACAGCUUGCUAAUACUGGCAGUCCAAUUGUUGAAAAAGAAAUUGUUGCCUGGGUCAACACAAAGUUGCAGUCAUGCAAUAAAAAGAGCACACUUAAAGGUUUCCAGGAUUCUUCAAUUUCUGAUGCCAAGGUUGUCAUUGAUCUUAUUGACGCCAUCAAGCCUGGUACUAUAAAUUACGAUCUUGUGAAAGAUGGAGAAACUCCUGAGGAAAAACUAGCAAAUGCAAAAUAUGCUAUAUCGAUGGCGAGAAAAACUGGUGCUCGUGUUUAUGCUCUUCCUGAAGAUAUAACUGAAGUAAAACCGAAAAUGGUCAUGACAAUGUUUGCUUGUCUCAUGGCUAUGGAUUAUGUUCCCAACAUGGGCUCCAGGAAUUAAUUAUAAAAUGUUUUAUCUAUUAACUCUCAGUAAACUUCAGUUUUUGUUUUCUUUUUUUUCUUAGGCUUUAAUUUAUUAAAUAUAAUAGCUAUUGGACAGACUGACUUAAAUUAGCAGACUAUAAGAAAACGGUGAUAUAAAUAUAUACAAUGCUAUAUAUUAUUACAAACAAACCAAUUACAUGACAUAUACACCACACAUACAAAUAUAUAUAAAAAAAAACCAUGCCCAUUUUGACAAUGUUGAGAGUUAAUGUAAGCAUUUGUUACAAGUGCACCUAAGUCAGUACUUUUUUUAUUUAUUACCAAUAUGCUUCAAAUGUAGUGUUGAAGGGAUCAUAAGUUACUAUAGUAUGUAUAAUUGCAUAUAAUGCAAUAUAAGGAAAAGAAAAUAUUAUUGUACAACGAAUUUUCUUAUUUACCAUGUUUCUUAAAAAUUGUUUGUAAUCUUGUGUAUUUAUUAUCAAUAGGUUAUUUAUAUUGUUGUUAAUUUCUUAAUCAAAUAUUAUCAUUUUUUAUAUUAAUGCAUGUAAAAAACAUUAUUUCAGAAAUAGUUUAAACAAGAUCAAUCGUGUGUAUUGUAAUAAGGACUUCCUUUGUUAUGUUAUGUUUUGCAUAUUAGUUCUAGGUUACUACAAUGAACUUAAAUAGGUAUUUGCAAAUUUAAAUUAGAAAAUUGUACGGCAAAUUCCUUAUGUAUAUCUCUUAAAUGAAAUGCAUCAUUUUUUGUUAUAUAUAAUUUUAAUAUAUUUAUUUUUUUCUCUGGCAAAUUUUAAAUUGAUUAUUUUUGUAAGAGGUUUGUUUUCAAAAUCAUAACAAAACUCAAGUGCCAAUUUAGUGUGAAUAGUCUUCUUUAAUGUAAAAGAUGAAUUUUGUUUAAUAAAUUUUGAUUUAGCAUAUACAACUGAAUCUCGUUUUAGAUUACUGAGAGGUAAUCAGUUCUGUUUCCAUUUUUAUUUUGGUUGUAUUAGGCAGUUAAAAUUAAAUCAAAGUUAAAAUUAUAUUAUUUUGAGGCUUAAAAGUCAUUUUAGAGAAUUACAUUCAAAUUUAUGAGGAUGUAACAAAUUAUUUAUACGGAUGUGUACAAUAAUGGGAUCAGAUGUAUGGUGGUAAUGUAUAAGUUAGCAAAAGUAUAUUUUUUUAUUGUAAUUUAGACUACCAUUUUUACAUUCCACGCAUGAAUUGAUUGAUAGGUGACAUUUUGUGCAAAAUUAAUUUUUUGUGUAGUUUCUAAAUUGUCAUGAUUUUAUUGCAACUGUUUUAGUUCGUUUUGUUUACAAGGUUUGUAACUGUUUUUCAUAAACCAUACUGGCUUUAUAUCAAUAAUAACUAGAAUAGUUUAACAUUCCAAUCAAUUACGUUAUUUUUAAGCGUUUCUUUGUUUUAAUUUUUUUAAAAUUAUUUUUCCUUAUAAAAUUGGCAAGUAAUAAUUAUGGUGUAGGAACACCAUUGUUCUUUUGAUUUGAAGGUAUCUACAUAAUUAAUCCACUAAAUGUAUCUUUUUUUUAUAUGGAAGUUUUCAAAUAGACAUAGGAUUCAUGGGGCAUUAAAGACAUAUAAGAUGAAAAAAAAUUAGUUUCAGCUGUUUUUUUGUGCAAUAAUGGGAUGUAUGUAUUCAUAUUAUUCUAGUGAAAUAUUUGUGCAAUAAUGUAUCUUGUCUUAUUCAAAUUUUAUUAUUAUCAUUUUGAUUAAAAAAGUGGUUUUAUGUUUGGAUUUUCCAAUGUAAUUAAUUUUUAUUGAUAAAAUUACAGAUGGCAUUUGUUGUAUUAGAUACUACUAUGUCCAAACGUCAAAUUGAAUUUGUGAAAAUGUCAUACUUGUAUCAUUAGCAUAGUAAUAUCAUGAUAAUCAUUUUUAAUAAACUUUGUAUCCAAUUUUGCUAUAUAAACUUUUGUACGUAUAAAACUUUUUAA
Molecule: messenger RNA, 3900 nt
Organism: Cimex lectularius (bed bug)
Lineage: Eukaryota; Metazoa; Arthropoda; Insecta; Hemiptera; Cimicidae
Gene: Fim
Product: plastin-2
Exons: 13
Coding region: 84-1988 (634 amino acids)
Biological process (GO): actin filament network formation; actin filament bundle assembly
Cellular component (GO): actin filament; cytoplasm; actin filament bundle
Molecular function (GO): calcium ion binding; actin filament binding
Source: RefSeq, a predicted model, not a curated record